AUGAAAAAAACUAGAUUAACAUUAAUUGGUGCAACUCAAAGAAAAGUAACAAAAACAAAUCUUGCUACAAGUGGAUACAGAAGAGCAUUGAUAGCACAGCUAACGGAAACCCUUAUCAAUGAAAAUAAGAAUCCACAUGAAUUCGAGUUUGACGAUCAGGAUGUCGAAUCGAAUGCAGUUGUAGACGCUGGGGCAAACACCGAAUUGAUGGCUCUACUGCAAAAGAUAUCAUCAGAAAUAAAACAACAAUCUACAAAAAUUGAAAAACAGUCAACAACAGUUGAACAGUCAACAAAAAUUGAACAACAAUCAACAGAAAUAAAGCAGACGAGAGAAAAAAUUGAUGCCAAAAUUGAACAACAGAAGGCCGAUAUUGAUGAUAAAAUAAUACAACAGCUGAGAGAACUCAGAAAACAAUUCGAUGUCAAAGCUGAACAGCAAUCGGCAGUAGUCAAUACAAAAAUAGAAGACGUCAGAUCAAAAUUUGAUCAAAAGGUUAUCGAGCUCGAUCAGAAGUUGCGAAGUGGAUAA
Molecule: messenger RNA, 531 nt
Organism: Helobdella robusta
Lineage: Eukaryota; Metazoa; Annelida; Clitellata; Rhynchobdellida; Glossiphoniidae
Exons: 1
Coding region: 1-531 (176 amino acids)
Source: RefSeq, a predicted model, not a curated record